Messenger RNA from Parasteatoda tepidariorum (common house spider), 3183 nucleotides. The record is from RefSeq and is a predicted model, not a curated record. NCBI's taxonomy places the organism in Eukaryota, Metazoa, Arthropoda, Arachnida, Araneae, Theridiidae.
UUUUAUUUAAUUUGGAUACCCACAAGCGACGCCACGUGUGGGUCAGCCAAUCAGGUUUGACGCCUCUUGCAGGCAUCCAAUUAAAUCUGAUCCAAAAACUGAGUCAGCGUGAUAGUAAACCCAAGCGUAAAAGCUGUAAUGCUAAUUGGCCUUGCACAACCAUGCAAUUCGACACAACCAAUAUAGUUUCAUAUUACAAUGGAGCCUUCGAAAAACAACCUCAGGGAAAAAUAAUAGAGUUUAUAUCCUCAAAAAGUUUUUUUAAAUUCAUUUCAGAAAUUGAAAAAGUGGAAUCCUGGCUAGAUGAGCAUCCCCAUUUCGUCCAGGACUAUUUCGUUCGUAAAGCUUCUCGCCAAAUGGUUGAUUCGUGGUUACUUUCGCAUUCAGCUCCGCAAGGUUUAGUUCAGGAAAAUUCUUCUUCUGCUUCCAGUCCAACAACAUCUAGUUCUGGUGCUACAACACCAGUACGCAAGAUAUCGGCUCAUGAAUUUGAGAGAAGUGGAAUACUAAGGCCCAUCGUGACUACAACCGUGGAUGGUAUUCCAACAUUUUUAACUCUUCCACUUCCUGGAGAUAUAGGUCCACCGAUUUCUAAUAGAAUAGGAAGGAAAAGUCGCCAGGAACUGCGUGCUCUGGACGAACGCGAGCUGAUAUUCGAACUAGUGAAGGAUAUCUGCAAUGAUUUGGAAAUACGAAGUUUAUGUCACAAAAUUCUACAAAAUGUCAGCAUCCUCACCGACGCCGAUAGGUGUUCUUUGUUCCUCGUGAGAGGUGAAAAAGGCGAUCAGCACCAGUAUCUGAUAAGUCAACUCUUCGAUGUUUCGUGCAGUUCAACUAUGGAACAAAUGCAACAGAAAGAAGAGAUUAGAAUUCCGUGGGGAACGGGUAUUGUCGGUUAUGUGGCUGAGAGCAAGGAAUCCUUAAACAUUCCAGACUGCUAUCAGGUAUACAACUUUUACUACAUUAACUUCGUGAAUUUAAUCAAAAUUAGAUUAAGAAUGAUUAGAAAAUCAAAAUUUUUAAAUAAAGGAAAUUUUAAAAGACCAGAAAAAUUACGGCCAAUUAAAUUUAAAGAGGAGGAGAGUUUAAAAUUUAAAGGAAAGAGAUUGGUUUUUUCUCGUUAUUUACAAUUUUGUGGCAUUGGACUCAGAAAUGCUGAGCUGUAUGAAAGAUCAGAACUGGAAAACAAAAGGAAUCAAGUGUUGCUGGAUCUGGCUAGAAUGGUUUUUGAAGAACAAAGUACUAUUGAACACAUAGUGUAUCGAAUAAUGACUCAUACUCAAUCGUUGCUGCAGUGUGAACGUUGUCAAGUACUUCUUGUUGAUGAAACUACUAAGACAUUUUCAAGAGUGUUUGACUUAGAUAUAAAUGAUAUGACAUCCGAAAAUGCUGAGUCUAGAACUAGCCCAUUUGAAGGUCGUUUUCCUAUAAAUGUAGGAAUCACAGGUUAUGUUGCUACAACUGGAGAGACUCUCAAUAUUUCCAAUGUUCAUAAAGAUGAAAGGUUUGAUCCUGCUGUUGAUGAUGAUUGUAGUUUUUUCCACCAUUCCAUCUUGUGUAUGCCGAUUCGAAAUGCUUCUUCAAAAAUUAUUGGUGUGAGUCAGUUAAUUAACAAAAUNUUUUUUUUUAAGGUUGAUGAUGAUUGUAGUUUUUUCCACCAUUCCAUCUUGUGUAUGCCGAUUCGAAAUGCUUCUUCAAAAAUUAUUGGUGUGAGUCAGUUGAUUAACAAAAUUAGUGGAGAACCUUUCAACAAAAAUGAUGAACAUAUUUUUGAGGCAUUUGCUAUUUUCUGUGGAAUGGGAUUGCAAAAUACACAGAUGUAUGAGAAAGCAAUUAAAGCAAUGGCAAAAACAAAAGUGACUCUUGAAGUUUUAUCUUACCAUGCUACUGCUCCACUUGAUGAAGCUAAACAACUAAGUAAAUCCCUAAUUCCUUCAACUCAUGUUUUCAAACUGCAAGAUCUGAAGUUCAAUGAUUUCAGCUUAGAUGAUCCAGAUAUGCUGAAAGCUUGUCUCAGGAUGUUUAUGGAUUUGGAUUUGAUUGAAAGAUUUCACAUAAAAUAUGACGUCUUAUGUAGGUGGCUCUUAAGUGUGAGGAAGAACUAUAGACAAGUUACUUACCAUAACUGGAGACACGCAUUUAAUGUCAGUCAGAUGAUGUUUGCUGUUUUAACUAUUACUAAACUGUGGCAUGUGUUUGGAGAAGUUGAAACUCUGGCUCUUUUAAUAGCAUGCUUAUGUCAUGAUUUAGAUCACAGAGGGACAAAUAACUCUUUUCAAAUCAAAUCAUGUUCACCACUUGCACAGCUAUAUUCUACCUCAACUAUGGAGCACCAUCAUUUUGACCAAUGUAUUAUGAUUUUGAACAGUGAGGGAAAUCAAAUUCUUAGUCAUUUAUCACCUGAUGAAUAUUCAUACAUUGUUCAUGUGCUUGAAGACGCAAUUUUAGCCACAGAUCUAGCUGUUUAUUUCAGGCGGCGUGGAAUAUUUUUUAAGUUGGUAGAAACUGGUAACUAUACCUGGAAAAGGGAAGACAACCGUGAAUUACUUAGAGCUAUGUUAAUGACUGCUUGUGAUAUUGCUGCUAUCACAAAACCGUGGGACAUACAGAGAGUUGUUGCUGAGCUUGUAGCUAGUGAAUUUUUUCAACAAGGUGAUAUAGAAAAGGAGCAACUAAAGAUUCAACCUAUUGAUAUGAUGAAUCGGGAUAAGAAAGAAGAGUUACCUUUGAUGCAGGUGCGAUUCAUUGAUUCCAUUUGUGCACCAGUUUAUGAGGCAUUUUCUAAUAUUUCUGAACAGUUGAAGCCCUUAAUGGAUGGAGUUAGAGAGAAUCGGGCUGAAUGGUUGAAAUUAGCUCAAGAAAGAAAUCUUUGUGUUUGCAAUGAUAACUGAGAGUGGCCAGAAGAGAGAGUUUUUAAGAGAGCAAAGGAAUAUAAUUUUCAUACUGGUGAUCUCACUUCCUAACUCUUGAUGUCAUCUACUUUUUUAUUGUCAUUAAUUACUCAUAGUUAAAAUGUUUUAAGUGUUUUUAAUCAAUAGAUUAUAAAAUUGUAUUGUUCAAAAAUAUUAAGUAUACAAAAUGCUUGAAAUGAAACAAAGGUAAUUUUAAGCCUUACUUCUUGAGAACCAUAAAAGUUAAAGAAUGUGAAACCUCACUACAAUUCUGUUAGAAAUGUAAUCUAAA